Chrysochloris asiatica (Cape golden mole) is the source of this 2135-nucleotide messenger RNA. RefSeq names its product arachidonate 12-lipoxygenase (gene ALOX12). The transcript is spliced from 14 exons. Gene Ontology annotation, cellular component: cytosol; sarcolemma. Gene Ontology annotation, biological process: lipid oxidation; linoleic acid metabolic process. The record is from RefSeq and is a predicted model, not a curated record. Bases 46 to 2037 code for a protein of 663 amino acids. Lineage: Eukaryota; Metazoa; Chordata; Mammalia; Afrosoricida; Chrysochloridae. Gene Ontology annotation, molecular function: iron ion binding; protein binding; arachidonate 12(S)-lipoxygenase activity.
GUCGCGUGGGACCCGACUCCGCUUCCCUGCGCUGCCCGGGGCGCAAUGGGCCGCUACCGUAUCCGUGUGACUACCGGAGCCUGGAUCUUCUCCGGGUCUUACAACCGCGUGCAGCUGUGGCUGGUUGGAGCGCGCGGGUCGGCGGAGCUGGAGCUACAGCUGAGGCCGGCGCGAGGCGAGGAGGAGGAAUUUGAACACGAUACUCUGGAGGACUUGGGGCCACUGCAGUUCGUCAAGUUGCGCAAACACCACUCCCUGGUGGACGACGCGUGGUUCUGCGACCGCAUCACGGUGCAGGGCCCUGGGACCAGCGCGGAGGCUGCCUUCCCAUGCUACCGCUGGGUGCAGGGCCAGGAAAUCCUGAACCUACCUGAAGGCACCGCUCGCCUGGCAGGAAAUAAUGCCUUGGACGUGUUCCAGAGGCAUCGAGAGAAGGAACUAGAAGAAAGACAGCAGAUCUACUGCUGGGCCUCCUGGAAGGAAGGAUUACCCUUGACAAUAGCUGCAGACUCUAAAGAUGAUCUGCCUCCCAAUGUGAGAUUCCAUGAGGAGAAAAGACUGGAUUUUGAAUGGACUCUGAAGGCAGGGGCUCUAGAAAUUGCCCUCAAACGUGUUUAUACCCUCCUGAGCUCCUGGGACCACCUAGAGGAUUUCAAUCAGAUCUUCUGGGGUCAGAAGAGUAUGCUGGCUGAAAAGGUUCGCCAAUGCUGGAAAGAUGAUGAGCUUUUUGGCUACCAGUUCCUCAAUGGUGCCAACCCCAUGCUGUUGAGACGCUCCAGAUCUCUUCCCUCCCGGCUAGUGCUGCCCUCUGGGACAGAAGAGCUUCGGGCCCAGUUGGAGAAGGAACUCCAGAACAGUUCCUUGUUUGAAGCUGACUUUAUUCUGCUGGAUGGGAUUCCCGCUAAUGUGAUUCGAGGAGAGCAGCAGUAUCUGGCAGCGCCCCUCGUCAUGCUAAAGAUGGAACCCAAUGGGAAGCUGCUCCCCAUGGUCAUCCAGAUCCAGCCUCCCAACUCGAACUCCUCUGCCCCACCACUCUUCCUGCCCUCAGAUCCCCCACUUGCUUGGCUCCUGGCAAAGUCCUGGGUCCGAAAUGCAGACUUCCAACUGCACCAGCUCCAGUAUCAUUUGCUGAACACUCACCUGGUAGCUGAAGUCAUCGCUGUCGCCACCAUGAGGUGCCUCCCAGAACUGCACCCUGUUUUCAAGCUCCUGAUCCCCCAUAUCCGCUACACCAUGGAAAUCAACACCCGGGCCCGCACCCAACUCAUCUCAGAUGGAGGCAUAUUUGAUAAGGCCGUGAGCACAGGAGGAGGGGGUCAUGUGACCUUGCUCCAGCGGGCAACGGCACAACUGACCUACUGCUCCCUCUGUGCUCCUGACGACCUGGCUGACAGGGGCCUGCUGGGACUCCCGAAUGCUCUCUAUGCCCAUGAUGCUUUACAGCUCUGGGACAUCACUGCCCGGUACGUGGAGGGGAUCAUCCACAUCUUCUACCAAAGCGAUGAUGUCGUGAGAGGGGACCCUGAGCUGCAAGCCUGGUGUCGGGAGAUUACUGAGGUGGGGCUGUGCCAGGCCCAGGACCGAGGCUUCCCUGUUUCCUUCCAGUCCCGGGCUCAACUUUGCCAUUUCCUUACCAUGUGUAUCUUCACCUGCACUGCCCAGCAUGCAGCCAUCAAUCAAGGCCAGAUGGACUGGUAUGCCUGGGUCCCUAAUGCCCCAUGCACAAUGCGGAUGCUCCCACCCACCACCAAGGAAGAUGUAACAAUGGCCACAGUGAUGGGGUCACUACCUGAUGUCCAGCAGGCCUGUCUUCAAAUGACCAUCACAUGGCAUCUGGGUCGGCAGCAGCCCGACAUGGUACGUCUGGGGCAUCAUAAAGAAAAAUAUUUCUCGAACCCCAAAGCCAAGGCUGUGCUAAGCCACUUCCAAACAGAACUGGAAACCCUGGAAAAGGAGAUUACAGCCCGGAAUGAGCAACUGGACCUGCCCUACGAAUACCUGAAGCCUAGUCACAUAGAGAACAGUAUCACUAUCUGAACCCUAAGCUACCCAUGCCCCAAGACUACAGACCAGCUCAAGAAACUGACAUUUUCAUCUAGUUUAUGCUUCCCCAAAUUUCAGCUGCCAAGGCUCUA